This is a messenger RNA of Raphanus sativus (radish), 1602 nucleotides long. Its product is annotated as transcription factor MYBC1. Gene Ontology annotation, cellular component: nucleus. The transcript has a single exon. NCBI's taxonomy places the organism in Eukaryota, Viridiplantae, Streptophyta, Magnoliopsida, Brassicales, Brassicaceae. The coding region runs from base 379 to 1317 and encodes 312 amino acids. Gene Ontology annotation, molecular function: DNA binding; DNA-binding transcription factor activity. The record is from RefSeq and is a predicted model, not a curated record. Gene Ontology annotation, biological process: regulation of DNA-templated transcription.
GUACAUCUCUAUCAUCAUAUAAAAAAAAAACUUCAAGAUGAAAAGCUGAGAAAGAAAAAAGAAGAUCCACCUCGAACUUCUCUUCAUCUCUCUCAAUCAUCAUCAUCUCCUUCUCAGAUUCCCACUCUCUUUCCUUCCUCUUCUUCGAGUGAACAAAAAAAAGUCUACACCUUUACUCAUUUUCUCCAUUUGUAACUUUCCGGGAAAAAAAAGUUUUGUCCUUUUUUUUCUCUCAAGAUCCAAUUUUGAUUAUCUCAUCCAGAUGGUCGAAAAAGUCUGAAGCUUUACUCUGUGAUUUUCUCAAUUUGUAAUUUUCCGGGAAAAAAGUUUUGUCCUUUCUCGCUCUGUAAAUUUUCCGGGAAAAAUUCGCCGGAGAAAAUGAGAGAAGACGAAACAGACUGGUUCACAAGAUGGGAAGAAGAGCUCCCAUCACCAGAGGAUCUAAUACCCUUAUCCCAAUCCCUCAUCUCUCCCGAUCUCGCCCUCGCCUUCGACAUCAGACUCCCCGGAAACUCCGGCCAACCUCACCACCACCACCACCACCGCCAAUCCACUCCCCCGCCGCAGCAGCUUCCGUCAUCGCAAGCCAACUCCUCCGCCGAAUUCGCGACGGACUCGGCGGAUCUAGGCUCCGGAGCCACCGCCGCCGGCGACGAGCCGGCGAGGACCCUGAAAAGGCCACGUCUCGUGUGGACCCCGCAGCUGCACAAACGCUUCGUGGACGCGGUGGCGCAUCUCGGGAUCAAGAACGCCGUCCCCAAGACGAUUAUGCAGCUCAUGAGCGUCGACGGGCUGACCAGGGAGAACGUCGCGAGCCACCUGCAGAAGUACAGGCUUUACCUCAAGAGGAUGCAGGGGCUGUCUUCCGGAGGAGGAGGAGGCGGGUCGGAUCCGGCGACGGAUCGGCUCUUCGCUAGCUCUCCCGUGCCGGCUCAUUUCUUGCACCCGAACCGUGUUCCGAGUUCGGACCAUUACAUGCCGUCUUUCGUCCCGAUCGCGACGCUUCAACAGCAGCAGCAGAUGGCUGCGGUGGCAGCAGCGGCCGCGGCUAAUGCUCACCUGCAACCGCCUCAGUUUCACCACCGUCAGAUCGCGGCAGCGCAUUUCGGCUCUCCGACAACGAACGGGCAGUUCGGUAAUGGGAAGUUCGAUCAGUCGUUCUUGGCGAGGCAAACGCAGCAGCAGCAGCAGACACUUCAGAGAAUGUCGACACCGUCGUUGCAUAGUCCGGUUGGUAAUUACGUUGAGGAUUUGGAAUCUGCAAACGCUAAUGGAGGAAGAACAGUCUUGACUUUAUUCCCCACUCGAGACGAUUAAACACACUUCUGAUCAAUGUAAGCCAUUGUUGAUCACACUUUUGGGACAAUCCAAUUUGUGAAUCCUUUCUAUGUUCAAAGUGUAGUCUUUCAAGAACAUUGAUACAAGUUUUUAUGCAGUCUUUAUCUGUUAACAUUGUUGCAACCUUGAGUGUAUUCUUGUAAAGAUGAGUUCUUGUACAUUUUUAUGGAUACACUCAAGGUUGGGAAAAUAUAUCUAUCUUAGUUUGGAAAAUGUUCUUUGUCUCUCAUUUUAUAAUGCAGCAUACUAAAACUAUUCAUACCC